Molecule: messenger RNA, 4375 nt
Organism: Boleophthalmus pectinirostris (great blue-spotted mudskipper)
Lineage: Eukaryota; Metazoa; Chordata; Actinopteri; Gobiiformes; Gobiidae
Exons: 2
Coding region: 37-2418 (793 amino acids)
Biological process (GO): rRNA processing
Cellular component (GO): small-subunit processome; nucleolus
Source: RefSeq, a predicted model, not a curated record
GGUACGGUGUUGUCGGAGCGGUGCGUCUGCUGCAGCAUGGCGAAAGUCACGAAGAAAAAAGUGGGUAAAAUGAAGGUGAAGAAGAGCAAAAAGGUUAAAAAGCGUCUUGAAACUAGCGGGGACUCUUCGGACGAGAUGCAAGAGGAAAGUGAGGAUUUUACGGCCGUUUCUGAGCCCGUUCGUUAUGACGACGAUGAUGAUGAUGAUGAGGAUCUGAACCCGGAGUUGAGCGCGGACGAAGAGGAGCCGGACGAGGAGGACGAACGCAAAAGGAACAAGCUGGUCCAGGCCAUCAGCUCCAUGGGAGGGGGGCACCGGAGCGCGCGGCUGGAGGAGAGGUCCGAGGCCGCGGUGCAGGUGUCCGAGUUCGGCGUGACCGCGGCGGGAGAGGGGUCGAAGGUCGAGCUGUCAGACCUCAUCCCCAGCGCCACCAAGAAGGCCCACAAGCAGAUCGAGACCCUCCAGCGGCGCAGCAAGACGCUCGAAACUCCACUCUCCAGGCAGGAGACAGAGCGCAUUCACCGGGACGUCGCCUUCCAGAAAGUUUCGGACGAGGUGUCGAAGUGGAAGAGCGUGAUCAGGCAGAACGAGCGCUCCGAGCAGCUAGUUUUCCCCCUGAACCAGGAACCGUCCGGGCCCAAACCCAUCGAGCAUGUGGUGACCGCGUGGAACACCCAAACACCUCUGGAGCAGGAGAUCUUCGCUUUACUCAACGCCAACAAACAACCGAUACACAACCCCAUCCUCACGCCCGCCGAAGAGGAAUCCCUCAAAGCCAUGAGUCUGGAGGAAGCCAAGAUCCGCAGGGCCGAACUCCAAAAAGCCAGAGCGCUGCAGUCGUACUACGAGGCUAAAGCGCGAAGAGAGAGGAAAAUUAAAAGCAAAAAGUAUCACAAAGUUCACAAUAAGGCAAAACGAAAAGAAAUGUUAAAGCAGUUCGACGAGAUGGUGAAGAGCAAUCCCGAAGCGGCUCUAGAGGAGUUGAAAAAGCUGGAGAUGGCGCGAAUGCAAGAAAGGAUGUCGCUCAAGCAUCAGAACAGCGGCAAGUGGGCCAAGUCGAAAGCGAUAAUGGCGAAGUACGACGAGGACGCGAGGAAAGCGAUGCAGCAGCAGCUGGAACUGAACAAAGAGCUCACGCAGAAGGUGGUCACGGCUCUGAAUAACGACGACGAGGAAGACGACCAGGGAGAGGACGGAGAGGAGGAGGUUCUGCCGGAUUUCGUGAACGAGGCGGAGAAAGCGGGAGACGCGACAAACCCGUGGAUGAGAGGAAAACUUACUGAAGAAGAGAGGGAGAAAGAAGAAACGGCCGAAAUGCCGGAUGAGGCGGUCGUGAUAGAGGAGUCGUCCGAUGAGGAAAACGAGGUGAAGGAAGAAGAGGUGUUGUUGCGAGAGUUUGAAAAUAGGCGUCAAAAGCGUAAAGAAGAAGAAGAAGACCGAAUGGCUGACCAGGAUGAUGAUGAUGAGGAGGAAGAGGAGGAGGACGUUGUCGCUGAAGAUGAGUUGUCAGAAUUUACGUCAAAAAUACGCAGUUUGCCUGAGAAGCCAGAAGUUGAAGUGAUCGUAGACAACUCGACGCCACUAGAAGAAGGGCUCACAAGGAUCCAGACUUUGGAGGACGCGGAAAAUCUAGAAGUACCAGAAAUGUCGGAAAACGUGGAAAGCGAUGUGGUUGAAAUCGCGCAGGUGGAAGAAACCGCAAAAGAACCGCCGCCCAAAAAAGCCAAAAAGAGAAAACGUAAUAUUGAACUGAAGGAAGUUCUGACCAAAGAGAGCAAAGUUGUAUCUGUCCCGCUGAAGCUCACAACAGAAGAAGCAGGAGAGGAGGAUCUGGAGGAGGAAAUGGACCAGCGUGGGCUCAUCAAAGAGGCGUUCGCGGGAGAUGACGUCGUUUCGGACUUCCUGAAAGAAAAGCGCAAACAGGAAGAAGCUGGGAAACCGAAAGUGGCGGACUUGACGCUUCCUGGAUGGGGCGAAUGGGGCGGUUUGGGUUUGAAGCCGUUGAGAAGGAAACGCAAAAAGUUUCGAAUCAAAACUCAGCCAGCGGUGCAACGUAAAGAUGCAAAACUUCCUGCGGUGAUCAUGUCGGAGCAAAGGGACAAAAGUGUCGCCUCACACCAAGUGAACAGUCUGCCGUUUCCUUUCGGAGACCACACGCAGUUCGAAAACACUAUCCGCUGUCCGCUGGGAAGGACGUGGAAUAGUGAAAAAACUGUCAAGAAGGUCACGCAGCCCAGAGUGGUGACGCAGCUCGGAGCCAUCAUCGAGCCAAUGGGCCACGAGGAGCUCAAGAAAAGUCAGCAGAGCGCGGGAAAUCAGAAAUCCCAGACCCAGACAACAAAGGCGACAAAUCAGAAGAAAACGAAGCCGGAAAGGAGGAAGCAACAAGCACAGAAACGGAAGAAACGCAAACAGUAGGGACCGUGAAAUGAAUAGUUUUCCGUUUUUAGCUGGAUGCAGAAUGUUUCAGAAUAAAGUUUUAGUUAAUAUGUAAAGUAUUGUGGGUAUUGGAUAAUGGGGCUUCCUUAUAAAGAUGGUUAGGGUUGUUUUGGAGACAUUUCAGUUUUCAUUUUGAGCAAACCAAAAACAUAUAUUAAUCUGCUGAUAUGUAUUUUGUAGUGCUGGUUUCAGUCGACGUCACAAAAUUUUAUUCUGUCCUACAAAGGCAAAAGUACGGAAGCCGAACGGGGUCACAACAAACGCAAACGCCGCAACAAAUACAAACUCAACAACACAAAUGCAAAUGCCGCAACACAUUAAAAAGCCACCACGGAAAUUACCCUAUUUUCGACGGACCGAUCAAGCGGCAAGUGAAAAAGAAGAACUACAACGUGAAAUGAAUAAUGAUAAGACAAUAAAUGACUUUUACUUACGUUUCCAACUUCUCCGUUCCUUUACUUUUCACAUUGUAGUUCUUCUUCACUUGCCGCUUGAUCGGUCCGUCGGAAAAUAGAGUCCCGUUUUGUUGUGUUGUCGCGUUUGUGUUUGUUGUGACCCCUCUUGGCUUCCGUACAAAAGAGCUUAACUCUCCAGAGUGUGAAACUGAGAAAAAUUUGUUUCUGUUUUGUCCAGACAAAUACAGAAUAGAUCGGGCUCCCAAAAUUUGACAUCUAGUUGCUAUAAUGAAGAAAUAAUUGGUAUGCAAAAAAUAUUGAGCUCAAAAUUGAUCUUUGACCGUUUGUGUCAUGAGCCAAAAAUAAGGAGUCGUGCAAAGACAAAAGGCAGAAACUGACAUGAUCAUUGUUAUUUGCUUGAUUUUGCCCAAACUUCCAUCCAUUAUAAGGAAGCCUCACCAAAGUCCAGUCAUCGAGGUGUUUGUCUGAAAUGAUAAAGAACAGGGGUCCCCAACCUCCAGGCCGUGUACCAUUAACGGGCUGCAAAAGCACGAACCUGCCCUACCGUACGCCACGUGGACUGUCCCUGCUUCCGUGUUUCCUGCACCUCUAAACCAAAAUGAAAAGCAGGACUAAAAGGUCUAAACCAGGUCUACAAUCUCGACUAAAACAGGAUUUAACCAGGACUAAACCAUGCCGCACAGACUGCAUCUCGGUCUUCUCGCCACCAAUCCGUGAAAAUAUUGUCCCGAAAAGAGCGCAACCCCCACUCCCCAGGCCUGCGAAAUAUUGCUGGACAAUAAACCGGUCCGUGACGCAAAAAAGGUUGAGGACCACUGAUGUAGAAGAGCUUUGGAUUUCCUGUUUAGAGCUGAUCAGGACACUUAUACGGUUAAACAGUUAGACAAGUGACUUUGCAGUACAGUGUGUACAGUAUGAAAAAAUACGCCAAAUACUUUCACAUUAAAGAUCAAUGAAGUAUAAUUGAGCACAAAGGUUUGUUUAUUUAAUGUGUUAACAUCGUGUGCAAAGGCCGCAACAAAAAGAAGGAAGCGAGAGGUUGGAUUUUAAAAUAACAUAUAAUUAUGAACUAAGUCACAAACAUAAAUAUACACAGUUUCUGCCUUUCAUCUUUGCACAACUCUUUAUUUUUGGCUCACGAUACAAAGGCAGAUACAGGAACUGACAAAUAAGAGUCAAAAAAGGGCAAUUUUGAGCUCAAUAUUUUUCACGAUCUUUAUUCGCAUGAUAAAGGAGGUCUCAAAUACAAACAAAAUGACCUGAACUUUGUACAUGUUUUGACCAAAAAUGACAUUACGGUGUUCUGCUUUUGUUGAGCAGCAUAGGUCAGGGGUCUCCAAGUCAUAGCUCAGGAGCGACCAGUAGCUCUCCACCCCCUUCCAAGUAGCUCGCCAAGGGUUAUCUGAAUAAUAUAUAUUGCACUUAAUUACUAAAAUCUGAUUAAUUACCCCUGUAAAUGUAUAAUUUUGACUCCUAACUUGUGCAGUAAUAAAUGAAUAAAGGUUUAUGUUUUAUAGGCA